Molecule: messenger RNA, 303 nt
Organism: Protopolystoma xenopodis
Lineage: Eukaryota; Metazoa; Platyhelminthes; Monogenea; Polystomatidea; Polystomatidae
Source: the annotation of a GenBank genome assembly
AUGAGGCGAGGACAAGACCGGUGCUGGAGCGGUAGUCAGGCCAAUUCAGCUGGAAAGUGGGCAGAUGGGUCGAUGCUCAGGAGCAUCAGUGGGUUGGGAGACAAUCUUAUCAGAGGCGGAAAGAGGCGGGAGAGGCAAGAGGGAGGUGAUAAAAGCGCCUCUUUGCCCAAUGGGCAGAUGGAAAUAUGGCUCAACUGCAAGCGUCUAGGCCUAGUUGGCCGAGACAGAGGCUUCGGCGCUGGAGACGAAAAUGAUGGACCUCUUUCGGGGGAGGGUGGAAUAAAUGGCAUGUUUGGCCUGUAA